Messenger RNA from Pestalotiopsis fici W106-1, 1104 nucleotides. RefSeq lists its product as uncharacterized. Bases 1 to 1104 code for a protein of 367 amino acids. The transcript has a single exon. NCBI's taxonomy places the organism in Eukaryota, Fungi, Ascomycota, Sordariomycetes, Amphisphaeriales, Sporocadaceae. The record is from RefSeq and is a predicted model, not a curated record.
AUGGUCGAGCUUGAUCAGCCAUGUCAGAUCUGCGCAGGGGUUGAUUUAUACAGUCUAUUCACAGGGCCGAGGUAUAUCCAAGAGCUUGGUACGUUAAAGGACAUCAAGUCUAAUGCGAGGUGUCCGCUCUGUCGUCUGGUCAAGCAUGCCCUCUACGAGAAUGCCACCGCGCCUCUUCGGGGAUCACCGUGGUUUCACCCCAAAGAAAUAGAUGACAGGAAGAUGAAAUGCGUGCUAUUACCCAGACGGCAAGACUACAACGAGGAAACGGGAUAUGGAAAUCCCAGGACCGGGGAUCUCGUUGCAACACAAAUUAAAAUCUCGUUGCGCCGCACACCAGACUACUCAGAUGAAGAUGCCCUAUCCAUAUACGAAGGAUCCGUCAAGGCUGGAUUUCAGUUGCUGUCGCCCGGCUCCGUCGACCCUGCGCGCCCUCUCGCCAAUGGGUUUCAGGUCACAACCAUGCAGCGAAACAUCGAGUUGCUUUCGCAGUGGCUUUCGACCUGUCGGAAUACGCACAAUAAUACCUGUCAAGGGGGUUCUUUCUCUGCGGUCUUUUCGCCGGCUGGAAUUAGCAAGAUUCGACUUAUCAAUGUACAGAGUCGGACCAUUUCAGAGUACAAUAUUGCAGAAGCCGAGUAUGCGGCGCUGAGCUACGUAUGGGGGGAGAACAAGGAGGCCCGCAUGAAGCUUGUAUCCGAGUUACCUCCCGGGCUUGGUAGCUCUGGGGCCACAGCAGUGUCUUUGCCAUCCGAAAUUCCUAAAGUCGUGGAGGAUGCACUGCGCAUUUGUUCCGCACUAUCAAUUGUUCACCUUUGGGUUGAUCUGUAUUGCAUUGACCAAAACGAUGCACAGCAAAAGGCAGCCGAAAUCAAUGCCAUGGGCUACAUAUAUAACCAUGCGCAGAUCACCCUGAUUGAUGGGCACGGCAAGAAUUCGUCCGACGCAAACGCAGGGCUCUUGCCGGAGGACAUACUGAGUAACUUGGGUGGAAAUCAGCGAAUUGAGACGAUUGGUGAUAAGUCGUACAUCACAUCACUACCUGGCACGGGGGAUCGUAUUCAUGAAUCGCAGUGGGCGACAAGGUCAUGGACCUAUCAAUAA